GUGGGAACCCCACGGGCGACGCUGGGUGGGCAGCGGGCACCGCAUUUGUCCCCGAUCGGGCAAGAGCCAAAAAAGCAAGCCUGAAAUUCAUUGCGCUGCGUGACUGUACGCUGUACCUCCAUCUUCAACGCCCAGCAGCAUCUAUUUUGGAUCUGAACCCAAGGUGAACCACGAGCAGUGAUGGUGCUGUGCUGGGACGCGGUGCCCACACCGGGACGUGGCACCCACACUGUGCCCUGCCCUGCUGCCAGCAGCACCCUGCCAUGUCGUGGCAUUGCCGCCAGCCUCCACGGCUGCUGUUUCGCUGAGGGUUUGUGUUUACCAUCACCUUGCUAAGGGAUUAUUCAGCCUGCGGUUGCCUCGCUCGUCCGAUCUGUUUUUGCUCGCGGCCGGUGGCUCGCUGCCAUCCCCUAAGCUACACGCCGGGCUAUAUAAGCGACCUCGCUGCCUCGGCUGCGGGGAGGCUCGUGCGCAGCCCGGAUCGGCGGUGGUGCCGGGGAGGUUUCGGUCUGGGGAAGGUGUGGGACGGCUGCGGAUACUCCAAGAAGCCCCUAGUCACCUCUGGAGACAACAAUGGUCACCGUGAAAGGAUGGAUCCUCCUCUUCCUCCUCCUGGGAGCCACAUCCAUUUUAGGUCAAAGGCUUCUGAAACCAGGCCUCAGCAGGAUCCAGAUAGGACAGAAAACCUUCAGCCCACUGGUAAUGCUCAGCUUAGAGAGUACGAGGAGCAGCUCUCGCAGGGGAGACCCAACCUUCACCUACGCCAGACGCAGUCCACUGGUGCAAGAUUCAAAAAGGUUUUUGUCUCCAUGGUCGAAAUGGAGCGAGUGCUCAGCAAAGUGUGGCCAAACCGGUGUGCAGAAGCGUACCAGAUCCUGCCUAGCUGAGCGCCUCGGGGGCGUGCACUGUAAUGAAGCAACUGAGGAAGGGCGGCUCUGCAUUGGACAUGUUUGCUCAGCCUGCAACAUCACCUGCCCCAUGGGUCGCGUUAACGCCGACUGCGACGCUUGCAUGUGCCAGGACGCAACCCUGCACGGGAAGGUCUCUCUCGAGGAUGGGUCGCCCGCUGCCGAUGCCCGGGUCUACCUGCAAGCCAAGAAACUCAAGCUGUUGACAACGGCUGAUAACAGAGGCAUGUUUAGGAUCCCGGGGGUUUGUCCCGAUGGCAAAAACACCCUUAAAAUAAAGAAAGCCAAGUAUGCAACAGCGACUGUCACCGUGCCCAAGAGCAACAGAAGAAACCUGGCAAUCCAAGUGCAGCUCCAACGAUCAGGCAAACCCUACAUUUUAAGGAGCCCCGAGGACAAAGCCAGGAGAGUGGGACAGAGCGUGUCGCUCUGCUGCGAUGCCCUUGGGAGGCCGGCCCCCGACCGCUACCUCUGGUACCACAAUGGCUCACUGCUGGAUCCCUCCUUAUACAAAUAUAAAAACAACCUGAUUCUGAAGAACCUGAAGAGAGACCAGUCUGGAGAGUAUUUCUGCAAGGCCAGCAGCGCUGGGGGGUCAGCAAAGUCCCAAUCUGCCAAGCUUGCAGUCAUAGGAAGACAAGAGGCAGCCUGCAACUCCCAACCCCAAAGCCACCUCAUCCGACUUCCUCACGACUGCUUCCAAAAAGCAACAAACUCCUUCUACUACGACGUGGGCAAGUGCCCAGCAAAGACCUGUGCUGGGAAGCUGGAUAAAGGACUCCGGUGUAAGGACAACAUCGCCUACUGCUGCGGGGUGUCCAAGAUGGAAACCAGAGACAUCUCCUGCAACGGGUACACGCUCCCCACUAAAGUCGUUGUAGAAUGUGGCUGCAAAAAAUGCACCGAGACCAAAAUAACGGUUCGAGGCAGAGCCACAGCAGCAGAUAACGGUGAGCCACUGCGCUUUGGCCACAUCUACAUGGGGAACAAGAGAGUGAGUAUGACUGGCUACAAGGGAACCUUCUCCAUCCAUGUCCCAGCAGACACGGAGAGACUGGUUCUAACUUUCGUUGAUCGGCUGCAGAAGUUUGUGAACACAACGAAAGUUCUGCCCUUCAAGGAAAAUGGAGGCGCUGUGUUUCACGAGAUCAAGCUACUAAGAAAGAAAGCCCCCGUUACGCUGGAAUCCACUGAAACCAACGUGAUUUCUUUGGGCGAAAUGGAAGAAGAUGAUCCAAUUGCCGAAUUAGAGAUUCCACCCAAUGCAUUUUAUAGGAAAAAUGGAGAAGCCUACAGAGGCAAAGUGAAAGCCAGCGUGACAUUUCUGGACCCAAGAAACAUCUCAGCGGCCGCUGUGACACAAAGUGACCUGAACUUUGUAGAUGAGGAAGGAGAUGUAUUUCCACUCCGCACAUACGGCAUGUUUUCUGUGGACUUCACUGACGAACAGGGCACCGAAUCUCUUAAUGCUGAAGAGGUGAAGGUUCAUUUGGAUGCUGCUCAGGUCAAGAUGCCAGAGCACCUGCAAGAGAUGAAACUUUGGUCCCUGAACCCAGAGACAGGAUUAUGGGAAGAAGAAGGGGACUUCAACCUUGAGAAAAGCAACCGGCGCAAAAGGGAAGAGAGAACGUUUUUGGUUGGGAACAUGGAGAUCAAAGAAAGGCGGCUUUUUAACCUGGACGUCCCAGAGAGCAGGCGGUGCUAUGUCAAAGUCCGAGCUUACAGAAGCGAGAGAUUUCUGCAAAGCGAGCAGAUCCAAGGGGUUGUGAUUUCUGUUAUAAACAUGGAGCCACAACCAGGGUUCUCAUCCAACCCCAGAGCAUGGGGCCGUUUUGACAGUGUGGUUACUGGUCCCAACGGUGCCUGCGUGCCCGCCUUCUGCGACGAGCAAAACCCCGAGGCCUACGCAGCUUAUAUCUUGGCGAGCAUGGGGGGCGAAGAGCUCGAAGCUGUGCCCUCUGCUCCCAAACUCAACCCUAAUGCUAUUGGGGUCCCACAGCCGUAUCUCAACAGGCUCAACUACAGGAGAACAGACCACGAGGACUCCAACACAAAGAAGACAGCAUUCAGCAUUAACGUGGCCAAGCCAAGCCCUAAUUCCCCAGAAGACAACAACGGCCCUAUUUAUGCCUACGAAAACCUAAGAGAAUGUGAGGAAGCUCCAUACAACGCUGCUCACUUCAGGUUUUACAGGAUAGAGGGAGACCAGUACGACUACAACACUGUUCCCUUCAGCGAAGAUGACCUCAUGAGCUGGACUGAUGACUAUUUGGCAUGGUGGCCCAAGCCCAUGGAAUUUAGGGCCUGCUACAUUAAAGUAAAGAUAAACGGACCCCAAGAGGUGAACGUAAGGUCUCGUAACAUGGGUGGGACGCACCCGCGUACCAUUGGCAAGCUCUAUGGCAUCAGAGACGUCCGCAGCAUUCGUGACUCCGAGCAGCCAAACGUGUCGGCAGCCUGCCUGGAGUUCAAGUGCAGCGGCAUGCUCUUCGACCAAGACCGUGUGGACCGCACGCUUGUGAAAGUGGUCCCACAAGGCAGGUGCCGCCGAGAGAGCGUCAACAGCAUGCUCCAUGAGUACCUGGUGAACCACCUCCCCAUGGCUACAAACAACGACUCCAGUGAGUACACAAUGCUGGCUCCUCUUGACCCGCUGGGACACAACUACGGCAUCUACACCGUCACUGACCAAGACCCGAGGAUCGCCAAGGAAAUUGCCCUGGGCAGGUGUUUCGACGGCACAUCUGAUGGUACCUCCAGAACCAUGAAGAGCAACAUCGGCGUUGGGUUGACUUUCACCUGCUCGGAGAGGAGCACAGCAGAGCAAAGCAUCUUCCAGUCUCAGAGGACCUCGGGCCAGCAGUCCAUACUGGCUCUGCCAGGGGAGAGGCCCACGUACCAAAGGCAGCCAGCAAGCCGCCAAAGCACCCAAGGCAGGAUCCCAAUGAGAGGUCAACGUUCUCCUACCUACUAGAGCUGUAUAGGAGCCUCAGUAAAGUUGCUCACACUUGAUUAAAUACAAUUUGAAAGUAACAUCUACCUGCUAAUAACCUAAUUCAAAGCUGGUAGGUGUCAUUAUUUCUGAGACAUAAUGAAGGUGCACUUUUCUUUUUUUUUUUUUUUUUUUGCACCAGAAAGUAAAGACAUAAGGCAAAACUUGGGGCACAGUAGCAGUAGUGAGUUUGUGUCUUGUUAAAUGCAUCCAUAAAAAUCUUCUUUCUGCCUGACAUUAAAGAGCUUCACAUGAUAGCCUAAAGGGAAGUCUAAACACACGAUUCAAUUAAGUCACGUACAUAAAACACUCUUCUGUUCUGCAUCUGCAGACUUUGCCAGCCCAAGUACCUGUACAGUAGUUGGUAACAUGAAAAGGAGUAAACUAAUUUCCUCAUACUGAAUCCAACUGCAAGGUUUUGUACUUGAAAUGUAAGUAUUUUAUUUAUUUCUAGCUUGUUUUAGAAUGACUGUAUUCAAGCUAAACUACCGGCAGCUGCACUUCUAAGAACUCACAUGCUCGAUAGCACAGAGAAGCCAUGUGGAUUUGUAGGCUCCACACGGAUAAAACUACAGUUUUCUCUUGCUUCUUGCAUUAUUUGACAAGAAAAUCCAUGCUCUUAUGAUAGGGUAGGUUAAUAAAAAAAUUAAUUUUGUAACUUUGACAAUGCUGUGUUGCUUUUGUGUUUGAAAUGCCCAAGUAAAUAAACCAUGUGUAGAGCUGACCAAAGACUAA
Messenger RNA from Tyto alba (common barn owl), 4635 nucleotides. RefSeq names its product cartilage intermediate layer protein (gene CILP). The transcript is spliced from 9 exons. The record is from RefSeq and is a predicted model, not a curated record. NCBI's taxonomy places the organism in Eukaryota, Metazoa, Chordata, Aves, Strigiformes, Tytonidae. The coding region runs from base 574 to 3882 and encodes 1102 amino acids.